GUCUCAUUCGGAGACGCAUUUCGCGGAGACGCAUUAUCUUCAUUUGUUCAGGUCUACAUGUGUUUUUGUUGGUGCGUUAUAAAUUAUAAUUUAUAUUUUAAAGCUUAUUUUACGAGUUAUGAUUUAAGAAAGCUCAACUGUUGAUGUCAAAAUAUUAAUUCUAUUGUAGUUACAUUCCACAUAUUCUUAAUGGCUGAGUUAGAAGAUGAUGUAAAAAUAAUGCCGUCCGAAUUGGAUAGAACUUUUGUUUUUGAAGACGAAGGACAUACUCUUGGCUCAUUGCUCACAUACGUUUUAGAAAGUUUUCCAGAAACAGAUUUUUGUGCUUAUUCAAUUAGACACCCAUCCGAAAAUAGGAUUUAUGUGCGAUUAAAAGUAAGACCCGGUAAUAGCGUUGAAGAUGUCUUCAAGAAAGGUAUUGAUGAAUUGAACAAAAUGUUCAGCCAUGUAAAAAAAACUUUCAAAAAAGCUGUGACUACCUUUGAAAGUACUUCUAUAAAACCAGAAUAAACUAAGAACUGUAAUUAUGUAUUGUUUUAGUAAUCAUGUGAAUAAAAAUGUAUAUGUUUGAA
Molecule: messenger RNA, 572 nt
Organism: Adelges cooleyi (spruce gall adelgid)
Lineage: Eukaryota; Metazoa; Arthropoda; Insecta; Hemiptera; Adelgidae
Gene: l(2)37Cg
Product: probable DNA-directed RNA polymerases I and III subunit RPAC2
Exons: 3
Coding region: 190-510 (106 amino acids)
Biological process (GO): DNA-templated transcription
Cellular component (GO): RNA polymerase III complex; RNA polymerase I complex
Molecular function (GO): protein dimerization activity; DNA-directed RNA polymerase activity
Source: RefSeq, a predicted model, not a curated record